AUGCCCAAUGAGCGGCUCACCAUAGCUGACAGAACCUUGUCUUCCAGUCUUCCGCUUCGUACUCGUACUGGAUCUCUGAUUUUCCGAAGUGCCGAGCAAGAUGUUGAAGCGCCGCUUGAUGAACGAACAGAACUUGGGAGGCAGGAGGUUCCCGCAUCAAUCCACGUCCCUGGCCGCGAUGAGGACACUGAUCAGGUUGGGAGAUCGCCCACGACCGCUUUCGAGGCUGACUCGGAACCUUUCGCGCUCCAUAUGUAUCAGCGAAUGGCCGAGGAGGCAUCUGAAGAAGAACUUGAGCCCGAGAGCCAAAGCGCUACAUCAGUUGGUGUCAACAAUCUCGAAGAACCGGCUGGUCAGUUCGUAAGAGCAUCCACUGCGAAUGUUACAUUCGAUCCCGAAUUACUCGCACUUGACGUCUAUCAACGGAUUGCCGAAGAACCGCUUGAAGAGGACUUUGAGGCUGAAAGUCAAAGCGCUAUCGCGUCGACCAAUGUCAACGUCAUUGAGGCAACGAGUAGUCGAAUCCAGAGAGCACCGACUGCUAAUGUAUUAUCGAAUCCGAACUCUUUUGCGCUCCGCGUAUAUCAACGCAUCGCUGACGAGCCACUUGGGGAAGAAGCUGAGCCCAACGCUAUUGCGCCGACAAACUCCAACAGCACUGAGGAUAUGACUAGUCAAAUUGAGAGAGCACCGACUACUCAAGUCUCUCGGACAGUAGAGCCCUUGGAACAUGUCAAAGCUCGAAGCCCGACUGGCACGAUGCCCCCUGUUGAGAGACGUGCCACACAGACUUCACCCGGGUAUCCAGCGAACAUACCACGGGCUGUAACAAUAGCUCGCGACGUAGAGCGCAAACAAAGCAGUGCUGCUCCUGACCAACUCGAUAGAGCACUUACCAUGCGAUCCUCUCCAGCACUGGAGCCUUUGGUAUAUAUCGACCCUGAAGGCCUGCCAUCAAAGACUGUUACUCUCGAAAGAGUGAGGACACAGGCUUCACCUGAACUCUCAGUCGAUGUACCACGGGCGUCAACAAUACCUCUCGAAUCGAAUCGAAGACGAAGUAGCGCUGCUCAAGGGUUCACGCCAUCCGCCCGAGGACCAGAGUCUUCAGUACACUCCAGCGCCGAAGCUGUGCUCGAUGAGACCCCGCAAGUACAGGGAAGAUUGAGAGUAGCGCCCACAGAGCCUCGCACAACCGAUCGUCGACGCAGCAGUGCGGCCCCUGGUAUCACAGCGUCUCCUCCACAGACCAUCCUUGAGGGCAUAGAAGUCGGAGCGCAAACUAAAAGCCAGACGAAGAAGCCGAGGCAAGGCGCGAACUACCCACCUGAGCAGCAAUAUCCGCCAGCGCCUGCAUAUCCCCUACGGGAGACUCCCUCAUGGACGAAGCCGGACACUCGAACUCCAUCACCAAAGACCCAUCAGAAGUGCAGCCAUUUCUGGAAGCGGCACCUGGGUCGCCAGAAGCCCCAGGGGGAACGCAAAAAAGGCAAAACAGCUAUCCGAGCCAAACCAGACAGGCCACCUAUCGUCGAGACUCCAGUGCCACUUCUAUCCGAAGGGCAGACACUCGACCAAGGCAAUCCUCCGUCUACGCUAACAAGGGCGACUACUACCCAGUCAGUCCGAUCCUUCCAGACCGCAUUGACGACGGUCCGCAGCUCCAGCCUUCAACAUCUCGAAGAAACAGUUACUCCAUCCCACAGUCAGCCUCAAUACCCGAGGAUUCGCCUCAGGACGAACCGCGUGCGCAGUACUCCCGUCGCGUCUCGUCAGGGCCACCUCGCCGCCAAUCGCAAUCUCAAGGAGCUCUCUACUCCCAAAGAGAUGCUGCAGUCAGUUCCAGAGCACCCACGUUCCAAACUAAGCUGGAGACUGAGGACGAGACUUCUCGAGCGAAUCAAGACCCCUAUGAAGAAGACUUUCAGGAACCUGUCCGGAGAGACGUACGCAGGGCGACUGGCAUGGGAAGCCCAAUCGCAAAAGCGGAAGCAACGCCCAAAGAAGGAGCUCAGUCGCCUGAGACGCGACAAAAAUUUUCUCCAGUUCCCCAGAAAGAAGGCCCGUCAGACGAAGGAGAGUCAGAUCAUUCGCCGAGCCGGUUUCCGGAACUGUCUGGUGCUCAAGUGCCAAGGGAACAAGAGCAAGAACAAGAGCCAACAGCACGAACCGAAGAACAAAGGCGGACUGAAGUGGUUAUGGAAGAAGAUCCUGCGCCUGCCGACGCCAAGGUUGCACAUGAUGAAGACAUACCCACCCGCCGUCGCAUCGAUAGCUCAAGCGGGCCCUUCGAAGAUGACAAUGCCUGGAUCAACAGCACGGUCGACCUCUCGCGCUCAAAGACCAUCCCAAGAUCAUCCACCGGAGAUGAAGGUGAUCGAAGACUUUCAGGUGCAAACUCAGAAGAAGCGCAAAUCGCACGAGCAAACACUCGUCGUGCAACCUCAGGACGAGUGCCUGAUUCCGCAACAGCCUCACAAUCUGCACGAAAAGACUCAACAACCGCCACGCGAAGGCCAUCGUCGUCAGUCAAGAGGACGAACACGCGACGGAAGUCAUCAGCAGUCGGAGAUGACAGAGCAGCGCCAAUCCUCACAGAAGUACCAACGGUCUCCAGAGCACCGACCCGAUCGGCGACCAUCCCCUCAAUAUCUCGACAAGCCAGUAUCCGGCGAGGGUCUGCCGCUCCUAGAAGGGGUACAGCAGUCUCCCCAGGAGCUUUACCAGACAUUCAAGCCAGAUCAACAAAGGAAGGCAGCUCAAGAUCAACCCCGCGGCAAGAGUCCAGAGGUGCGGCCUCGCCUGUCGCGGUACAACCAGGUCGACGGUCAUCUACUGCAACUAGAACAGUCAAGCCCACGAACAGAACCAAGCGAUGCUAAGCCAGCAAUGCCGCGCCGAGUGACCUCAUACGGAAUGUAUGAGUCCAGCUCUAGUGAUCCGUAUGCUUUACCCAAGAAGGCACCACGAAAGGCAGCUGCCCUAGCCCCUUCAAAUGCCAACGCAAGUCUGUCCCCAGCGACGCAACAGACUGAUCCCAAACCCCCGGCGCUCACUCGUAGAGACUCACUAAAGCCACGGCGCAGUCCCACGUCAAGGAUAUCAGAACUCUUCGGGCGAGAGAAGGGCGCUAGCCCUGGGAAUGGGAGCCAGCAGAAGCAACAGCAACUACCUGCACCGACAAACAAACCACUGGGUGCCACGAAGACCGGCUUAGCGCCUGCAUCAGCUGCAGCUGCAAAGGUAUCUGAGACGGAUGCAGCAGUGAAGUCAUCCCAAGCGCAGCAACUACAGCCAGUCAAGGUUCAGGCAAAACCUGCGCAAGGAAGUGGGAUUACGAAUCCUCUUAGGGCGCGCUGGGGAUGGGGAUGGGGAAGAUGA
Messenger RNA from Alternaria viburni, 3381 nucleotides. RefSeq lists its product as uncharacterized. Lineage: Eukaryota; Fungi; Ascomycota; Dothideomycetes; Pleosporales; Pleosporaceae. The transcript is spliced from 3 exons. Bases 1 to 3381 code for a protein of 1126 amino acids. The record is from RefSeq and is a predicted model, not a curated record.